Molecule: messenger RNA, 3356 nt
Organism: Gymnodraco acuticeps
Lineage: Eukaryota; Metazoa; Chordata; Actinopteri; Perciformes; Bathydraconidae
Gene: ppm1g
Product: protein phosphatase, Mg2+/Mn2+ dependent, 1G
Exons: 14
Coding region: 203-1858 (551 amino acids)
Biological process (GO): protein dephosphorylation
Cellular component (GO): nucleoplasm
Molecular function (GO): protein serine/threonine phosphatase activity; cation binding
Source: RefSeq, a predicted model, not a curated record
CCACGCCCACUUGUUCGAACGAAAUGUACAUGCGUGCGCGCUCCCAUUCUCCACAGCUCUCGGUUUUGCUCGCUCUGUGUUGAUAGCGGCUUUCUGCUCCCACACGUGUAAUCUCUUAUAUGUGUCGCUCUCUCUUUGGGACCCCUCAAUAAGCAGACCCCGCUCCAUCAGAAAAGGUGUAAAGCCAUAGAAAUCGACCACCAUGGGGGCUUAUCUGUCUCAACCUAACACGACCAAGACCUUUGCCGAUGGCGGCAACAGCACCCUGAGCUACGGCUUCUCUGCCAUGCAGGGCUGGCGCGUCUCCAUGGAGGACUCUCACAAUUGUAUUCCAGAGUUUGACGAGGACACAGCCAUGUUUUCUGUGUAUGAUGGACAUGGAGGUGAAGAGGUGGCUCUGUACUGUUCAAAGUACCUUCCUGAAAUCAUCAAGGAGCAGAAGAACUACAAAGAUGGCAAACUGCAAAAGGCUCUGGAGGAAGCCUUCUUGGUCAUCGAUGGCAAAAUAACCACAGAGGAUGUCAUUAAGGAGCUGGUCCAGAUCGCUGGGCGGCCCACAGAGGAGCCGCCUGUGGUCAAGGUGUCACCGGAGGACGAUUUGGAAACGGAGGAGGCUGCUUUGCUCCAUGAGGAGGCCACCAUGACUAUAGAGGAGCUGCUGGUACGCUAUGGCCAGAACCUCAAUGCUGUCAAGCAUGCAGCUGCCAUCAGUGCUGCUGCUAAGAAAGCAGCCAGCUCCAACCCCAACCCCGAGGCCUCGGAAAGCAAAGGUGAAGCUGGGAAAGGAAAGGAGGAGGUAGUAAAUGGAGAAAUGGAGGAGGAGAGCAAUGGAAAAGGGAAGAAAAGCGAAGGAGCGGCAAGUGGAUCGAAGCUGCGAGCAUCCAGGAGAUCAGGAGGCGAGGCCAGUGGUGCAGCAGCCGACUGUGGGUCAGGAAGCGCCAAUGGGGCGGGAAAGGCCGGAAAGGCAGAAGGAGACGCAGGUCCUUCCUGCUCGUCCUCCAAGGCUGUAGCAGAUUCAAAGUCCAGGUUCUUCGAUGACAGCGAGGAGUCUGACGGAGAGGAGGAGGGCAGUGAGGAGGAGGAUUGUAGCGAAGAAGACGAUGGUGACAGCAGUGAGAUGGAAGAAGAGGAGGAUACAGAUGAUGGAGAGGAAGACUCAGAAGAUGAGGAGGAGGAGGAAAUGUGCCUUCCUGGAAUGGACGGGAAAGAGGAGCCCGGCUCUGACAGCGGCACCACGGCUGUGGUGGCUCUGAUCCGAGGAAAACAGCUGAUCGUGGCCAACGCCGGAGACUCUCGCUGCGUGGUGUCUGAGCGCGGCAAAGCUGUGGACAUGUCGUACGACCACAAGCCUGAGGACGAGCUGGAGCUGACCCGCAUCAAAAACGCUGGCGGGAAAGUGACCAUGGAUGGGCGGGUCAACGGGGGGCUGAACCUCUCCAGAGCUAUUGGUGAUCACUUCUAUAAGAGGAACAAGGCUCUGCCUCCAGACGAGCAGAUGAUCUCCUCCAUGCCAGACGUCAAAGUCCUGACUCUUAACGGGGACCACGACUUCAUGGUCAUCGCCUGCGACGGCAUCUGGAAUGUGUUGAGCAGUCAGGAGGUGGUGGACUUCAUCAGUGAGAGGAUCAAACCAGACCAGAGCGGCAAAGUCAAAUCCCUCUCAUCCAUAGUGGGAGAGCUGUUGGACCACUGUUUGGCCCCCGACACAUCUGGAGACGGGACCGGAUGUGACAACAUGACCUGCAUCAUCAUCACCCUCCGGCCUCACCCGGCCACCGCUCAGCCGGACGACAAGAAGAAGAGGAAGCUCGAGGACGAGAAGAACGGCAACGACAGCAAAAAGGCCAAAAGUGAAUAAAGGCAGAGAGAAACGGAGCCAGAGGCAGCAGCUGGUCCCGGCUCCCCAGAGGCAAACUCUGCUCUCCAGUUGAUCCCUGCCGCACAAACAUCCCCCUUCAAAACAAAUUUAAAUGACUAUACGUAUGUUCAAAGAUCGGCUGAACUGAGAUCAUCGGUAUAGUUUUUUAUUCUCACUUUAACGCCCUUUCAGUUAUUUCUUUUUGUUGGUGUCGCUGUAAAGACUUCUUAAAUUCAGAGGAGUCAUACAUGCUGAAUAGUUCAUUAUUUUCCAAGUAUUUGUAACUAGAUGCCGAAUGAUCCAGUCUAUAGACAUCUGUGUAUUUCUAAACAUUAAGAGACGUCUUAUCUCCUCUGCAGACAUCACUGCCCUCUGUUGUGAAAAUAUUUCCCCACAUGGCAGUUUCACAGUUUUGUUUCAGUGGAAGUUUGAGGAUAGCUCUCCUAGUGGCCUGUGUAUGAUUGCUUUUGACAUAUUACAGUAAGACACACAUUUUUCAUUGCCGUUUUGAAAUAUGAAACAUGACACAUGCAAGCUACUUUCCCAAUAUGGAAUCGCACAAUGCUUUGUGUUGUGCCCAAUUGUAUCUCAAAGUGCCAUUAAAUCCCUUUUUUUUAUAGGCACCAUUUCACAUCCUCAAAUGAACUGAAGGGACCCGAAAUGGCUUCAGAUAGACGUGUAAAAGUUACGCUAUUGAAAAUGAUUGAAAGGGGAUAUUAUUGUCUUUUGUAGUCAAUUUAAAGACUCCAGGAGCAGCGAGAGUGAGCAUACUUGUCCAGUGAAUGUGCCGCAGAAUGUUCCCUAUUUAAGUGAAGGAUUCGGGGAACUAGCCCCUUCGGUUCCAUAACAGCCCAAUCAAAAACAACACAUCCCCGUUAUCUGGCCUUUAUUUCCAUUCCUGCUUUGUUUCUGGUUUUGAUUAGAUUCUGUAAAUAUCCACACAAAUAUAAGAUGCCAGGGUUUCUUGAACUAGUGUACUUUUCUGUGGCCAUCCAGAGACAGGUGGUGUUUGAAGCCCUUCUCCACCACAUUCCCUCUCACCGUCUGUCCACUGUGUUUUAGUAAAAAAAAGUAUUUCCACUCAAAUGUUUGUUGUUAUUUUUCUUUUUCUAUUUUGAUGUAACAGUUAUAGGAAGUUUAUUUUCUUACCAGCACACUCUGGAAACGCUGUACUGUGGAGAGGAUGCACAAGGUUACUUUUGAGUGGAAAUACAGUCUGAAGCUCAGAGCACCGAGACAGCGUAACUGUUCAGAAUAUUUCUCGUCUUUAUUCGCAGAAUCCUCAUUUAAACCGCACCGUGUGACUAUAAGUUUGUCUCUAGUGUACUUUCUUGUCACCAUUCCCCGUUUUUCUGUAAAUAGUUUUUUCAAUACUUGUAAUUGAAGAAGAAAAAAGCUUUUUCUUUGUAAUUGUGAGUCAAUGUGAAAUUUUCGGUGCAUACUCUUUUGACACCAGUAUGUAAGUACAUACAAAUACAUUUUUUUAAAUAAUCAUAAA